This is a messenger RNA of Symbiodinium pilosum, 669 nucleotides long. Lineage: Eukaryota; Dinophyceae; Suessiales; Symbiodiniaceae. The record is from the annotation of a GenBank genome assembly.
AUGAACACAUGGGGUGGCGAUAUGCAUGAGCUGCGGGCAGACGGUCUGUUGAUAGUUGGAGACGAAGCAAGCCCCGAUCAUGAGCCACCCAUCAUUGGUGUCAGCGCAUGCGGAAAUGAUCAUGGGAAGGAGCUUUGUUGCAGGACAGGGUACGCCCUGCAGGAAGCAGCAAAGCAACUCGAAGCCUAUUCGUGGUUUUUCGUGCUGGACGAUGAUGUGUAUGUCAACGUUCACAACGCCAGGCAGGCACUUUUAUAUCGCGACCCUGAUGACUUGAUCGCGCUUGGCAUUCCAAGCUGUGGUCCAGAGGAUGCGGCGGGCUUUUGUGGUGGCGCAGGUUACAUCAUUAGCCAAGCCAGCUUGCGCAAAAUCAUGGCAAGGUCCGGCGAAGCGUUUCAGUCAGACUUGAUGGGCAACCUGGUAGGUGGUGCAUACGGCUUGGUCUGGGACGAUCUUAGUAUUUCAGGCGUGCUGAAGCGCAACGGGGUCCAUCUUGAGCAGCUUGACGGGCUCUACGGCUGGCAGCUUGACAAUUCUCAGGAGCUGGAGGAUGGCUAUGCCAGCGCAAUCAUGGCAACAGAUCCUCUGCCCAUCACUUUUCAUUAUGUGACUAGCCGGCAGAAUGAGAUGCUUGUUUUUUGCCCUGAUAGCUACAAUGCAUGCCUUUGA